AUGACAGACGUAACAGGCAACGUGUCAUGGUGUGUGCCUGACGUGGAUCUGAUGUUUGAGUGCAAUGAUUGGCCGCUGGUGGAGAGAGCUGUCCAUGCAGCUGCCGCCCACCCCCCGCCGCUGUUGCUCAAGUACUGUAGCACGGCCCGGCACAUGGACGUGGUGUGGCCUGAUUGGUCCUUCUGGGGCUGGCCUGAAGUGCGAAUCUGGGAGUGGGAAACGGCAAGGAAGCUGAUCAAAGAAGGCACAGGUUUGAUUCCCUGGAGGGACAGAAUCCCACGUGCUCACUGGAAAGGCGCCACGUGGGUUGCCCCGGACCUCAGGGGUCCUCUGGUCAGCUGUAGCAGUCAGGGGGGAGGGGAAGGAGGGGAAGAUAGCGAAGAGGGUGCUGGCGGAGGCGGUGGUAAGGAAGGGGGGAUGGUGGGGGAGGAUGCGAAAGGUCAGGGGAGUGAGGGGAAGGAGGCAGAGAGGGAUUGGGGAGUGGAUGCGUGGGAUACGAACUGGGUGCAUGAGAUUGCAGAGGAGACUACACGAUUGGAGAAUCAGUGCACGCACAGGUGGGUUGAUGGCAGCACAGGUGGGUUGAUGGCAGCACAGGUGGGUUGA
Messenger RNA from Closterium sp. Naga37s-1, 606 nucleotides. The record is from the annotation of a GenBank genome assembly. Lineage: Eukaryota; Viridiplantae; Streptophyta; Zygnematophyceae; Desmidiales; Closteriaceae.